AUGGGCGAAACAGCAGAGUCCGUGGACAUUACCGCUCUCGUUGCCACAGUGCAAAACCUUUCAAACGAGCUGACCAAGUUGCAAGGUGAAUCCGAGGUCAGAAAACUGCACCACAAAUACGGCUACUACCUAGACAAGUGUCUCUACAAAGAAGUAUCAGAGCUAUUCGCCGACCACCCCGACACGUACGUACAAUUCCUCAACGGCCGCUUCGACGGCAAAGAAGGCGUAACACGCCUCUACAUCGACCGCUUCGCAAACCGGUUCGUCGGCGGCCGCAACGGCCCAAUCGACGGCUGGCUCCUCGACCACCUAAUGGCCCAAGACAUAAUAGACUACGACCCCGCCGCCGGCCGCGCGAAGGCGCGUAUCCGCGCCUUCAUGAGCGCAGGCACGCACGAGUCCCUGCCUGCCGACUUCCCCGGCGGCCACAGGCAGUGGUGGGAAGGCGGCUUGUACGAAAAUGAGUACAUCUUGCAAGAUGGGGUCUGGAAGAUUCUGCGGCUGCGCUAUUUCCCUUUCUGGCAUGGGUCUGUGGAGGAGGGGUGGAAGGGGUCUAAGAAUUUCGUGCCGAUGUUUAAGGAGGCGGAUGUGUUUCCGGCUUCGAAGGUGGGGCCGGAUGCGUUGGUGAGUGGUGCGGCGCUUUGGCCUGAUACGAGGGUUAUUCCGUUUCAUUAUCCUCAUCCUGUUACGGGGAGGCAGGUGGAGGAGGGGGAUAUGCGGGCGCCGGUUUGGAGGGAGGAGGCGGGUACGGCGGCGCCGGCGAGGAGGAUUGAUGAUUGGGGGUUUUGA
Penicillium verhagenii is the source of this 792-nucleotide messenger RNA. Its product is annotated as nuclear transport factor 2 family protein. The transcript has 3 exons. NCBI's taxonomy places the organism in Eukaryota, Fungi, Ascomycota, Eurotiomycetes, Eurotiales, Aspergillaceae. The record is from RefSeq and is a predicted model, not a curated record. Bases 1 to 792 code for a protein of 263 amino acids.